This is a messenger RNA of Engraulis encrasicolus (European anchovy), 2630 nucleotides long. Its product is annotated as volume-regulated anion channel subunit LRRC8C-like. Bases 84 to 2420 code for a protein of 778 amino acids. The transcript has 16 exons. The record is from RefSeq and is a predicted model, not a curated record. Gene Ontology annotation, molecular function: protein binding. Lineage: Eukaryota; Metazoa; Chordata; Actinopteri; Clupeiformes; Engraulidae.
CCCCUUGUCAGCCCGGCUGGUCCAUUCCAGCAUCUACCAGUCAGCAUAGGCGCUAAACGGGAAUAAGAGACUGGUGUGUGGUGAUGAUUGCGGUGUCUGAGCUGUGGGAGUACUCAGUGCAGCCCCAGGCCUUUCGCAUCCUCAAACCAUGGUGGGACGUCCUGCAGGAGAUGCUGGCCUUCACCAUGAUGACCAUCGCCGUUUUCGGAGUCACCGUGCAGAUUAUGGAAGAAAGAAUGUUCUGCCUACCGCAGCGGAACAAGACUCAGACAUGUGCACAGGUGUAUAAAGAGAUUCACUUCUGUCCGAACCUCACUGAGGAAGGCGUGGUCAACAACAUGGACCUCAUCCAGUACAAGUUCAUCAACCAGCUCUGCUACGAGGUCUCUAUGCACUGGUUCCCCAAGUGCUUCCCCCACCUGGCCCUCGUCCACACCCUAUUCUUCAUGAUGUGCAGCAACUUCUGGUUCAAGUUCCCCAGGUCCAGCUCCAGAAUCGAGCACUUCACCUCCAUCCUGGCCAAGUGCUUCGAGUCGCCGUGGACGACGCGGGCCUUGUCGGAGGUGUCGGGAGAGCAGACGGAGGAGAUGUGCUCCACCCCCCCGUCAAACCAGUUUCUCUCCUCCACCCUUUCGACCAGCAAGUUGGUGGAGGUGGACACGGGAGUGGUGACCGUCCUGGACAAGAAGGAGUGCGAACAGGCCAAGGCGCUGCUGGAGCGCAUUAAGAAGUUCCGUCAGCAUGUGGAGGGAGGAAACGUGCUGUUCAUGACCUACAUGCUGCAGACCCUGGUCAAACUGCUCACCAGCUGCUUCAUCACCACCUAUGUUGGAGUGCUCGUACACAAGGUUCAGCCGACGGAUAGCUGCAAUGUGGAGGCCCAUGACAUCACGGGCUACAGCCAAUUCUGCUGCAUCUACACCAUGGCCUACCUCUUCUCCCUGCUCAUCUACUGCUACCUCUUCUGCAUCAUACUCUACUGCCUCAGCUGCCUCUACACCACAUUCUGGCUCUUUUAUAGAGUGAAGGUGCGCGAGUACUCUUUCGACUAUCUGCGGCGUGAGUCGGGCGUGAGUGACAUCCCCGACCUGAAGAACGACUUUGCCUUCAUGCUGCACCUGAUCGACCAGUAUGACCCACUCUACUCCACGCGCUUCGCCAUAUUCCUCUCCAAAGCCAGCGAGAGCAGACUGCAACAGCUGAACCUCAACCACGCCUGGCCCACCAGCAAGCUGCGGGCGCGCCUGCAGACCAACAGCAGUGAACGGUUGGAGCUGCACCUCUUCAUGCUGCUAGGGCUGCCCGACACCGUCUUCGAGCUGUACGAGCUGCAGUCCCUCAAGCUGGAGAUGAUUGUGAACGCCAAGCUGCCCUCCACCCUGGAGCUGCUGACGGAGCUCGAGGAGCUCAACCUCAACCGCAGCUCCCUCAAGGUCAACAGUGCAGCGCUGAAAUUCCUCAAGGCUCGCCUCAAGGUACUGCGCGUGCGGUUCCUGGAGACCGCCGAGCUUCCCCAUUGGCUGUACGUGCUGGAGAACCUGGAGGAGCUGCACCUGACUGGCUCGCUGAGCCCCAGCGCGUCCCGGAGCGUGGCCCUAGAGUCGCUACGGGACCUGUGCUCCCUCAAAUCGCUGACGCUCAACAGCAACCUGAGCAAGCUGCCGCAGGCCGUGACCGACGUGGCGCCGCACAUGCAGUACCUGUGUAUCCAUAACGACGGCACACACCUGGUCAUGCUCAACGGACUGAAGAAGAUGGGCAACCUCACCGAGGUGGAGCUGUUGAAUUGCGGUCUGGAGUGCAUCCCCCAUGCCAUAUUCAGCCUGCUUAACCUGCAGAAACUGGACCUGCGAGAUAACAAGCUAAACUCUGUACACGAGAUCGUCAGCUUUCAGAAUCUGCCCAGGUUCACAUGCCUGAAGCUGUGGCAUAACAACAUCGCCCAGAUCCCAGAGGACAUCCGCAAGCUGGCCAGCCUGGAGAGUCUCUACUUCUCCCACAACCGCAUCACCAGCCUGCCCAUACAGCUCUUCCAGUGCAGCCGCCUCAGCUACCUGGACCUCUCCCACAACAAGGUGUCGGUGGUGCCCCCAGAAAUCAGGCAGCUGCAGGGGAGCCUGGAGUACCUGUCUCUGGCCUACAACCAGCUCCAGGAGCUGCCCGACGAGCUCUUCGCCCUCCGCAAGCUCUGCACACUCAAGCUCAGCAACAACAUGCUGUCCACACUCUCACCCAGAGUCUCCAACCUGACCCUCCUGACGUGUCUGGAGUUGAAGGGGAACCACUUCCUGUGUCUGCCCGCCGAUCUGGGAGCCUGCCCCUUGCUCAAGCAGGCCGGACUGGUGGUGGAGAGCUCCCUGUUCGAGAACCUCCCAUUGGACGUCAAGGAGCGAAUGAGAACAGCCAAUGGGCAUGACUGACGGUUCAACGGGCCAAUGAGGCAGAAACACAGAUGCUGCCAUAGGAUGUCAAGGACCGAGUGAAAGCCUUUAACGGGCACAACGUGACGUUUCAACGGUCUAUUACAGCAGGGGCGGGAGCAAUUAUUUUGGCCCAAGGGCCACUUUAGGGUUAAGAGUAUUGAUAUAAAGCUCAGAUUUGUUAAUAAUAAGAAAUAAUUUACAUGCUGA